Lutra lutra (Eurasian river otter) is the source of this 3877-nucleotide messenger RNA. RefSeq names its product cholinergic receptor nicotinic alpha 2 subunit (gene CHRNA2). Gene Ontology annotation, molecular function: acetylcholine-gated monoatomic cation-selective channel activity; transmembrane signaling receptor activity. NCBI's taxonomy places the organism in Eukaryota, Metazoa, Chordata, Mammalia, Carnivora, Mustelidae. Gene Ontology annotation, cellular component: postsynaptic membrane; neuron projection; synapse. Gene Ontology annotation, biological process: regulation of membrane potential; nervous system process; signal transduction. The record is from RefSeq and is a predicted model, not a curated record. The transcript has 7 exons. Bases 405 to 1961 code for a protein of 518 amino acids.
GCCUCUCCAGCCGCCAGAGCGGGAAGCCCAGGCAAACUGACCAGCCUGCAGAACUUACCCAGCCCUCCCCAGGAAGCCAGCUUGACCCUCAGAGUCAGGUCACCCUCGUCCGCCAACGUGGGUCCUGUUCCAGCAUCAGUGUGACCAUAAAAUGAAGUCACCCUGCUCUGCUUUGCACCUGCCUUUCCAUUUAGGGGGGACUUUUGUCAGCUGACUGGGACUUCCAAGCCAGGCUCGUUCUGUGUUCUCUCAAAGGCCUUUCUUCUUCUGUCACCACCGGUUCCACAGUGAGAGGGGCUAUGUGGAAUCCAGCGGGAGCUCUGCCGUGUUAGCACCGGGAACUCUCCCUGGGGAAGCGGGUCGGAGCCUCAAGCCCCAGCGCAGCCCUGCCUGCCCUCCUUCUGAUGUCCAAGGGAAGCCAGACCUCGUCCUCGGAAGCCAUGGGCCCCUCCCACUCUGCGGUCCUGUCCAUGAUAAAGCUUGGUUUGUGGUGGCUCCAUCUGAUCCUGGCAGGGUUGGCACAGCGAACUUCCCCUACCCAAGCUGAGGACCGCCUCUUCAAACACCUCUUCAGGGGCUACAACCGCUGGGCACGGCCGGUCCCCAACACCUCGGACGUGGUGAUCGUGCGCUUCGGGCUGUCAAUUGCCCAGCUCAUCGAUGUGGAUGAGAAGAACCAAAUGAUGACCACCAACGUCUGGCUAAAGCAGGAGUGGAACGACUACAAGCUGCACUGGAACCCGGCUGACUUCGGCAACAUCACAUCCCUCCGGGUCCCUUCGGAGAUGAUCUGGAUCCCUGACAUUGUCCUCUACAACAAUGCAGAUGGGGAGUUUGCGGUGACCCACAUGACCAAGGCCCACGUCUUCUCCACGGGCACCGUGCACUGGGUGCCCCCCGCCAUCUACAAGAGCUCCUGCAGCAUCGACGUCACCUUCUUCCCCUUCGACCAGCAGAACUGCAAGAUGAAGUUUGGCUCCUGGACCUACGACAAGGCCAAGAUCGACCUGGAGCAGAUGGAGCAGACGGUGGACCUGAAGGACUACUGGGAGAGCGGAGAGUGGGCCAUCAUCAACGCCACUGGCACCUACAACACCAAGAAGUACGACUGCUGCGCGGAGAUCUAUCCCGACGUCACCUACUACUUUGUCAUCCGGCGCCUGCCGCUCUUCUACACCAUCAACCUCAUUAUCCCCUGCCUGCUCCUCUCCUGCCUCACCGUGCUCGUCUUCUACCUGCCCUCGGACUGUGGCGAGAAGAUCACGCUCUGCAUCUCUGUGCUGCUCUCGCUCACUGUCUUCCUCCUGCUCAUCACUGACAUCAUCCCCUCCACCUCCCUGGUCAUCCCGCUCAUCGGCGAGUAUCUGCUCUUCACCAUGGUCUUUGUCACGCUCUCCAUUGUCAUCACGGUCUUUGUCCUCAAUGUCCACCACCGCUCCCCCAGCACCCACACGAUGCCCCACUGGGUGCGGGUGGCCUUUCUGGGCUGUGUGCCCCGGUGGCUGCUAAUGAGCCGGCCCCUGCCCUCCUUGGAGCCCCAGCACCCCCCAGAUCUGAAGCCCGGCUCCUCUUACCACUGGCUGGAGACCAACGUGGAUGCGGAUGAGAGGGAGGAGGAAGAGGAGGAGGAAGACAGAUGGGUGUGGGCAGCCCAGUCCUUGCCCCGCCUGGGUGUCCUCUGCAGCCAUGGUUGUCGGCAUCAAGGGGCUUCGGGUCCCAAGGCAGACGCCCGGUGGCAGCAGGGUGGGCUUCUGCUGUCACCUCGCAUACAGAAGGCGCUGGAAGGUGUGCGUUAUAUCGCCGAUCACCUGCGAUCUGAGGAUGCUGACUCUUCAGUCAAGGAAGACUGGAAGUAUGUGGCCAUGGUCAUUGAUAGGAUAUUCCUCUGGUUGUUUAUCGUCGUCUGCUUCCUGGGGACAGUUGGACUAUUUCUGCCUCCGUUCCUGGCUGGAAUGAUCUGAUCUCCUGUCCCUUGCUUGGACCCAAAGGUGACACUGCUGACCAUCUUUAACCACUACCCCCUCUAGUACAACUUCGGGUUCAAGGCCAUCCGACUGCAAGCGCCUCUCUGUGGAGUCCCUACACUGGCCCCAUCAUCGAAGACUCCUUGGGUCAAUUCACUGAACUUACUGUACUAUGUGCCGAGAAUCUGCCAGGCACAGAGCCCAGUUUUGGAUGCUGGGCAACCAGGAAGUGAGGAACUUGCUCUGCAGAAGGUUACAAUAUGGUGAUGACAAUGUGAAACCAUGUAAGUUUCUCCUACAGGAGCCCUGAAGACGCUGAGUAACAGGAGGACCACGAGGGGCAAUCCAGGGGGCAGAUGCACAGACCUCCAGGGAUGGGUGCAUGGGGAAGAGAGGAGAGGGUGCUUCAGGGGGUGGAAGGACUGUGAACAGCAUUUUGGAUUCAAGAAUGAGCCCAAGGUGUCUGGAACAGGCAGGCUGAGAUGGGGCUCCAGUGUGGGAGCCAUGGGAGGAGGUUGGAAAGGCAGGUUCGGGUAUCUUGAGUCUGAUCCUGCAGGUCUAGCGUUGGUUGACCCUCCCUGGAAGGAAAGGGGGAAGCAGGGCCCCAGUGGGGUAAAAGGUACAGGUCAGACCUUUUGGGUGGCAGAGGGAGGUGUGGCUGGAUGCAAGUAGCUGGGACAUCCCACCUGCCUAGAAGCUCACUUGAACCCCUUGCUUUCCCUCACCUGUAGCAACACCCCCUCAGCUUCCCGCAGGAAACGGGCUCCGCACUAGCUGGCCCCAAGAGGUCUGGCCACUUUGUGGUCCCUGCCAUCUGUCCUUGAAUGCACAUUGACAAACCAGGAAGGUAUCCUGGGUCAUCCUUGACUCAAGCUUGCAGCUUGCUCCUCCCACCCACUCACGGGGCAGGUGAUGGCCAGCCCGCAGGACUUUUGCUCGGAGUGACUGAAGGGAGUGAGCUGGGCUGCUUUGCACCUCGACUGCUGUGGAAAUGCAGAAGCUGCGGGACGGCUUCCUUUCCCAGCCUGGCCUCCCAGUCCCUCCUGAAGUCCCGCAGUGGCUUCUGAGCCGCUCUGGAUAGCCCAGGAGUCCUUGCACCUCAGAAUCUAGCAAUCCACAGCCAGCAGCCACACGCUGGAGCCUGGGGGUAGCUCCUGCUCCCAGAUCAGGCCUCACCCCACCUGUCCAGCCCUCAGAGAGCAGAACCUCAGCCACUAACAGAAGCAGACACUGGCUCUCUGGAUGGUGUGCGGACCCCAGAUAGGAAGCCAAGGGGGUGAACUUCUGGUUUCCUUGGGCCUUGGGGUACUCCACUUACUUCUCCCUGACAAACACAGAGAAAGCCUGCAACACCCAGGCCAGGCCCCUACUCCUCAGUUCUUCCCCAAACUCCCCUGCUCAGCCGCCCAUCUGGUUUCUGGCUACCCCACGCCCCCCACCCCCGCAACUCCUGCAGGGGCAGUCCCCCAGCCUCCUUUCUGGUCCAUCUUGGCUCUCCCAGACCCCAUCUCCUGGUGCAGUGUUGUUCCUUCAUGCUAUUCCAUCUCCCACCCACCUUGCAUGUGAGUAAAGAGAUGAAAUAAAGCUAAGGCUGGUGCUCGUUCAGCUGUGGGACCCCUCCUCAGCAUUCUCAGGACCAUUCAAGCCCCCUGAACUCCAGUGGCUCGCAUGCCAGCUGGGAGAGUGCCAUCGGUGUUCCUCACACAGCAGCGCAAGAGGGAAGAGUCUUCCCUUGGUCCCCACUGGAAAGUCACCCUUGGGUCAGGCGCAGGGGAGAAGGGCCUGGAGCCCACACCUUACCCCACAGCCCCCUGGUGUCACCACGCACCCCUCCGUGCUCGAGCCUGGUGUCGGCUCUUGACCUACGCCCAACAGAACACAAUCAAUUUCUUCCAGGGCAGUGGCCCAAGGUC